Molecule: messenger RNA, 448 nt
Organism: Anisakis simplex (herring worm)
Lineage: Eukaryota; Metazoa; Nematoda; Chromadorea; Rhabditida; Anisakidae
Source: the annotation of a GenBank genome assembly
UCUUGGUACGAAAGAAAAUGUGCUAAUUGAUGUGAUUUGUACUCGAACAAACGAGCAAUUGAAUGCCAUCAAAACAGCAUAUGAAGGCGAAUACGGUAGAUCGCUGGAACGUGCUGUUAAAUGGGAUACACAUGGCGACUUUGAGCGACUUCUUGUUGCACUUCUUCAAGCGAGACGUGAUGAAAGCAAUCGUGUUGAUGAGAGCAAAGCAUAUGAAGAUGCACAAAAACUGUUCGAUGCUGGUGAAAAUACAUGGGGCACUGACGAAUCGACAUUCACUCAGAUUUUAGUGACCGAAAAUUUCCAUCAACUUCGCAAAGUUUUUGAGAAAUACAACGAAAUUGCUGGUCAUCCAAUUCAGCAAGCGCUUGAGCGUGAAUUUGGCGAUGACACAGAGAAGGGUUUCCUUGUUUUGGCUGACUGCAUUGAAAGCACACCACGAUUUUUC